CCUGUUGAGCGUCAGUGGAAAAGGGUGUUGGCGUCUGUCUGACUCAAGAGUACGUUCGUCUAUUGUGUGUCGCUCCAUGCCCGACAUUUCCUAUUUUCCCCCCUACACACAUCUCCAUUUGGGUUUAACGCGUGUCGGAGCAUGGCUCCUGCAACUAUGGUGAUGCGUAACCAUGCCAACACAGUACAGCAUGGCUCAGUUAUGUUCUGCUCACUAGUGUGACAUGGACCUAAAAUACAGAUGAGCAACGUUCAAAAGUGAGGACCCCGGAGAGACUGCAGUGUGAUCACAGAGUGUGACGCUUAUUUAUUCUGUGAGACAUGACAAAUCACAAGAGAUGAUAGGUGAGAGUUUGAAGAUGGCAAAUAUCUCUGCUUUGAUUUUAUUGACAUCAGUUACGUCCCUUGUGUUCGCAGAGGAGCAGAAAGAAAUGGAGGAGGAAGAUCCAUUUACCUUUGAUUAUCACAGGCUACGUGUUGGGGGGUUGAUCCUGGCAGCAGUUCUGUGUCUGAUUGGCAUCACCAUCCUCUUCAGCGGACACUGCAGAUGCAAGUUCAACCAGGACAAAAGGAGGAGGUCAGGAAGCAACGCCGCCCAGCCCCUCAACGACCAAGCUCGGGCCAGUGAGUGCUAGGAACCAAACUCCCACCUGGCAGCAGGUCAAAUCGACUUCCUGGUUCUGCAUCAAUCAAGAGAUAGAAAUUGAUGGGUGGAGUUGGCUUGUUUUUUGUCCAGUGGAGGUUGUUUUUUAGAGAGUGGUGCUGUCUUCCCAAGAGGGAGGUGGUACUGUGCCAUUGGUGAUCAGAGGUGUGCUGCUUUUACCUGUGUUGCUGUUCUCCCUUCCGCCCAUUACUCCUGUUUCUGCUCCGCCCAAUAUUCACACUGUAACUCACCACCAGCAAGCACACACAGACAGACAAAGCAGGACACGGUUUUUCCCCAUGUUCUUUGUAUUUAAACAGAUAACCAAAAGAUGCUGUGUCGACUCACUCAUUAUUUCAUUGCAAUGUUUUUCACCUCUAGUAGCUCCACCUGUAUGUGGAAAAUAUGCAGUAGAUUUGACUGUUUGUGUGUGUUUUGAAUUGACAUACUGUCUCCUAAUAAUCUUACAUGCAUAUACAUUACUGUAAAAUAGGUACCGGUAGCCAUAAACUAUUAUAAUGUCAAUAACUAUUCACACACUUUUAUCUUGAUUAUUCCUAUAUUAACUUUUUAGUUGAAUGUAGAAAAGUGCACUGGUCUAUGCAGAAGAAUCUGUUGUAUGAUAAAUGCAAUGUUUUUUUAAUAGUACAGAAUAUAAAAAUUAUUUCAAUAAGCUGAUGAUAUAGUUUUGAUUGAGAGUGUUUGCCACCAAAACAACAUUAAUGUUAUUUUAGUUUGUUAGAUACCACACAAACAAUUACUGUCCCUGAAGAGGGUUUUCUCCCCAAUUGGCUUUUAGUGAGUCACGGUCUACAAGAUGUUUCUUGGCAAAUGAGUAGAUGGUGUCUAUGUUUGUAAUUCAAAUUAAAAGAGUUACCUUU
Molecule: messenger RNA, 1523 nt
Organism: Oncorhynchus mykiss (rainbow trout)
Lineage: Eukaryota; Metazoa; Chordata; Actinopteri; Salmoniformes; Salmonidae
Product: phospholemman
Biological process (GO): regulation of sodium ion transmembrane transporter activity
Cellular component (GO): membrane
Molecular function (GO): sodium channel regulator activity
Source: RefSeq, a predicted model, not a curated record